Messenger RNA from Rotaria sp. Silwood2, 885 nucleotides. Lineage: Eukaryota; Metazoa; Rotifera; Eurotatoria; Philodinida; Philodinidae. The record is from the annotation of a GenBank genome assembly.
AUGUCAGAUGAAAAAAUUAAUAAUCAAUACGAAAAACUCAAAUCAAACAUUUCAUCUACUUCAUCAAAAGCAACACCGGCUACAUCACCAGGUGUAGUUACAAAAAAUAUAUUUUCAAUGAAAAACUUUGUUGUUACCAAACAAACAUCCCCUCAGAUCAGCAACACUAGUGAUAUUCAAUCUUCCGGGGAUGCACAAUCUGUGGAUAGUGAUCAAUCCAGUUUUGCUAAUACAUCAUUAAAUAUUGAAGCAUCACUAUUAACUAUUGAUGCUGAAAAAAUGGAAACGGGCGGAGCCAUUCAUGAACCAAAGAGUCCUGAUAUCUGUCUAUUUGCACCAAUAACUACAAAUGACUUGCAAGAGAUAGAUGAUUGCGUGGUACUUUCUCAACACAUGUCAGACCAAUCACACGACGACACUUCUUCGGAUACAACAAGUAGCGAAAGCGAUGAUACACAGGAUAGCGAUUGUAAUAUUAAUAAUGCUGAUGGUAAUAUUACUGCACAACACAAAUACACCGAUAAUAAUCACCCACCAAUAAUAGCAAAAUCUAAGGUCGGUGUUCGUUUUAUUAACAGUCAAGAAUUAUCUUUUGUUGAUAAACAACGUGCUCAAUAUCCGAAUAUCAAAUGGUAUCCAGAACAGCACUCCAAAGAACAACAGCAUAAAUCGAUUCAUAAACCAAGUCAACAAUGGUUUUCUGAUCAUCGUCCUAGGUUAAGAGCAGUUUGUACAGAUAACAAAUAUGGACUGUUAUGUACAGAUUGUAGUGAAUUCGCUUCAGAUCAAGCGAAAAUCGGAAGAAGUGGUGGUGCAUUUAUUGCUAGACCUUAUUGGAAACUGAAACAUAAAGGCAUUGAAGGUAAUAACUCACCAUUACUGUAA